This is a messenger RNA of Eptesicus fuscus (big brown bat), 801 nucleotides long. Its product is annotated as prothymosin alpha-like. The transcript has a single exon. Gene Ontology annotation, molecular function: histone binding. The record is from RefSeq and is a predicted model, not a curated record. Lineage: Eukaryota; Metazoa; Chordata; Mammalia; Chiroptera; Vespertilionidae. Gene Ontology annotation, biological process: positive regulation of transcription by RNA polymerase II; negative regulation of apoptotic process. Gene Ontology annotation, cellular component: nucleus. Bases 25 to 453 code for a protein of 142 amino acids.
AUAGGAUCACUGGUGUGCCCCACCAUGUCAGCCACGGCGUUGGACACAAGCUCUGAGAUCGCUACCAAAGACUUGAAGGAGAAGAAGGCAGUUGUGGAGGAGGCAGAGAAUGGAAAAGAUGCACCUGUGAAUGGGAAUGCUAAUGAGGAAAAUGGGGAGCAGGAGGCUGACAAUGAGGUAGAUGAAGAAGAGGAAGUAGGAGGAGAGGAGGAGGAGGAAGAAGAGGAAGGUGAUCGUGAGGAAGAGGAUGGAGAUGAAGAUGAUGAGGCUGAGGCAGCUAAAGGCAAACGGGCAGCUGAAGAUGAUGAGGAUGACAAUGUUGACACCAAGAAGCAGAAGACUGAUGAGGAUGACCAGACAGCAAAAAAAGGAAAAGCUAAACUUAAAGGCCUCUGUGACCUAUUCACCCUCCACUUCCCAUCUCAGAAUCUAAAUGUGGUCACCUUUGAGUAGAGAUUCCCAACCACCCACCCACCGUGGGCAGCACCACCUAUAGGUGACAGACACUCUCUCAAAACCAAAACAUGAAUUUGCAACAGGGGAGGAAAAAAGAACAAAAACUCCAAGGCCAUCCUUUUUUUCUUAAAAGUACUUUAAAAAGGAAAAUUUGUUUGUAUUUUUUAUUUACAUCUUAUAUUUUUGUACAUAUUGCUAGGAGUCAGCCAUUUCAAAUGAUAUUGGGAUGACCAAACCAGCCUUUGGAGCAUUCUCUGUCCUACUUAUGACUUUACUUGUGGUGUGACCAUGUAUGUUCAUUAUAAUCUCAAAGGAGAAAAAAAAAAAAAACCUUGUUAAAAAAAA